GUGUAAAUAUCAGUAUCAAAGUCAACAGGACAAUCUGAAGCUUGUAAAACAAUUUGAGGAUUAAUAUUUCAAGGUAAAACAUGGCAGUCCCAGAAAACAUGACACAAAAAUCUUUAAAAACAGAAUGUCAAUCUGUACAAUUAAGGUCUAGAGAAAUUUCACAUGAGGGAGUUAUCUGUGUAAAUACAUCACAAGAUAACACAUCAUGCAAGAUCACAGGAAUGACUCUGCUGACUCCUGAACUUCUAAUCAUCACUGACUUCAAUAACAAUGCUGUAAAGAUGGUGGAUACCAACAGUCAAUCUGUGUCUGAUCAACUACAACUAGAUGGUAUACCAUGGGAUAUCACACAAGUAACCAAUACUGAAGUUGCUGUCACACUUCCUUACAAACAAGCAAUGCAGUUUAUAUCAAUCUCAUCAAACAAACUUAUCAAGAAGCACACACUGAAGGUCGAUGGAGAGUGUAAUGGUAUUAGCUGCUUCCAAGGUAAACUUAUUGUGUCAUUUUGUUAUCCUGCAAAAUUUCAAAUUCUUGAUAUGAACGGCACUAUCUUGAAAACAAUUGAUGGAAAAAAUAUUUUUCAAUUACCCUGGUAUAUUACAUGUAACAAAAGUUCAAUCUAUGUAUCUGACUGGGACAUGAAGACAAUAUCAAGAUUAAACUGGCAGGGUGAUGUGAUGGAUAGUUAUGGUGAUAUGAGUCACCCUAUGGGAAUGUCACUGUCAGAUGAUGGUACUGUCUUUGUGAGUGACCAUGGGAGAAAUGUAAUAGAAGAGAAAUCAGGAGACUGCUCUGAAGGACAGGUUUUGAUACACAAACUGACUAAAUCAUCGGCAGUAUGUUGGUGUGGAAUUACAAAGAAGCUCUAUGCCAGUUGUGAUGCUGCAAAUGGACGGUGCAUUAACUUUCUUCAGAUAUUUAACCUGCAAUAGACUUGAACAGAGACUUAUUUAAUUAAACAAUGUCAGCAUUUAUUAAAUUCAUCAUUUAUUCUUCUUAAAGUGAAAGUAUGAUGAAAAAUUUAGCAAGAUAUUUUCAUGUCAGAACUUUUGUUAGGUAAAUCCUUUUGUUAUGAGAAUAAAUGCAUCCUUUUCUUGUAUUCUUAUAAAUGUUUUUGUGUGUAACAAGGAAACUACUAGGGUAACACUGAGAAUUGACAAUGAUUACCAAUGACUAAUGUUUAUAAAUAUUCUAUGUUAAGAAGGGACAUAAAUCCUAAAAAUAUUGCUUUCAUGGCUAAUGCCCCAUAUCUGAUAAGGGCAAUGAUUAUCAACGACCGUUGUUUAUAAAUAGUUGAUGUUAAAAAGUUAUAUAAAUCUUAAAUAUUUUGCUUUCAUGGAUAAUGCCCCAUGUCUGAUAAGGGCAAUGAUUAUCAAUGAUCAAUUUGUAUUAAUAUUCUAUGAUAAAAAGGAUAUUCCUCCUAAAUAUUUUGCUUUCAGAAUGACCCUAUUCAUGCAACUGUGUAUUGUCAUGUCAAUCAAGUAUUGAAUUUGCAUGUUGAUAUUUUACAUAUUUUUAAAUUAGCAAUUUUGACAAGGGCAUAUUUCCAAAUAUGUUGUUUUAAGAAUAAUGCCUUUCUAAUUGAUGCCAAGUCUAUCAAUUGAACCUUGAUGACAGGUUGACAACAUUAUGCAGCUAUCGCAAUAGUUCGUUUUUUUUCCUUUGUUGUCUUUUCAAAACAGACAAGCUAAAAAACAACAACUUUUGUUACUUCUUUAAACUCACUGUUUACAUUUUAUGAUACAUACUUGUCCUGUUUCCAAGAUUUUGUACUUUUAGAAUUUGUCACACUUAUAUUUAUUCAGAUUACAUUAAUA
Ruditapes philippinarum (Manila clam) is the source of this 1820-nucleotide messenger RNA. RefSeq lists its product as uncharacterized. Bases 81 to 935 code for a protein of 284 amino acids. NCBI's taxonomy places the organism in Eukaryota, Metazoa, Mollusca, Bivalvia, Venerida, Veneridae. The record is from RefSeq and is a predicted model, not a curated record. The transcript has 2 exons.